GGGAGGCGGGAAUUCGUCUCGGGCUGUGUGGUUGAAGGGUCUGGUGAGUGCUGGAGUCGAGGAAAGAUACGGCGGCCCCAAGCCUGCACACCAGGCCGGGGAAGUAGCAGUCCCGUCAGGAAGAGGGAGGAGGAAGGGCUCGUGCCCUUUUUCUCUUCCAGGGCUCCGCUUUAUUUGCUCUCAGAAGUCGGUUUCCUUUUCUUCAGUGAAUCGGAGCUCAGAGCGUUGCUUCGGUUUCCCUCCAGACAGGCAAGUCGGAGGGAAGUCAACGGAAAGGGCUUGAGUCCUUCUGCAUCGCCUGCGGGCCCAUCGGUGGUGACUGGAUCACCAGGGCCUCGGGGAUCUCAACUGGCUCGGGGAGGAGGGAGAUACGGGGCAGAAAACCUGAGGAGGGAGCCUAUCCUUACCUCCUUUGAGCGCAGGCCUGUUCUUAGCCCGGGCGCUGCGUUAAUUCUUGGCGGGAGGCAGAGGGGUGUGUUUAUCCUUUAUGCAAUGUUUGGGGGAAGCUACCCCAUUUUGACACUAUUGUUGCCACAGCCGGGGUACAGGACGGGCUGAUUUCUAGAUUAUAUCUGAGUAACUAGGCCAGCGUUGAGUUGCUGAUUCAUAUUAAAAGGUUAGAUUCCACCAUACCUCAUUCUCAGAGCUUUACAGAUAGAAUCGCAAAAUGUUAAGAGCUGGAAAAUACCCUAGAAUAAUGGUUCUUCUUUUGGAACACACAAGCAGUGGUGAAUGUUAUUAUUGGCUUCAUAAUCUACUGAAUUGCUAUUUUAACCAUCUCUUCGUCCCCAGAUUGAAUUUACAAUUUUUUCCCACGACCGCAAAUAAUUCCGUAUUUAAUAACAAUGCAUGUAAUUUCCCCCGCUAUUUUGAUUUCCUUGAGAUAUAUUUACGGGAAGAGAAAUCUAUGGACGUUUUCUUCAGAAAAAUGCAACCAUGUACAGAAACUUAUGCUUGCAAUUUCAAGAGGUCAUUGUCUCUGAAUUACAUCCGUGGAUCCUAGGUUAAGAAAAGUGGUUUAGAAGAGUUAGGAAUCUGAAAUAAGCAGGAAAGCACUAUGUCUUCAGUGUGGUCUGAAUAUACAAUUGGCGGGGUGAAGAUUUACUUUCCUUAUAAAGCUUACCCGUCACAGCUUGCUAUGAUGAAUUCUAUUCUCAGAGGAUUAAAUAGUAAGCAACAUUGUUUGUUGGAGAGUCCCACAGGAAGUGGAAAAAGCUUAGCCUUACUUUGUUCUGCUUUAGCAUGGCAACAAUCUCUUAGUGGGAAGGCAGCAGAUGAGGGCAUAAGUGAAAAAGCUGAAGUACCAUUGUCAUGUUGUUGUACAUGCCAUUCAAAGGAUUUUACAAACAAUGACAUGAACCAAGGAACUUCACGUCAUUUCAACUAUCCAAGCACACCACCUUCUGAAAGAAAUGGCACUUCAUCAGCUUGUCAAGACUCCCCUGAAAAAACCACUCUGGCUGCAAAGUUAUCUGCUAAGAAACAGGCAUCCAUAUACAGAGAUGAAAAUGAUGAUUUUCAAGUAGAGAAGAAAAGAAUUCGACCCUUAGAAACUACACAGCAGAUUAGAAAACGUCAUUGCUUUGGAACAGAAGUACACAAUUUGGAUGCAAAAGUUGAUUCAGGAAAUACUGUAAAACUCAACUCUCCACUGGGAAAGAUAAACUCCUUUUCGCCACAGAAAGCCCCUGGCCACUGUUCUAGGUGCUGUUGUUCUACUAAACAAGGAAACAGUCAAGAGUCAUUGAAUACCAUUAAGAAGGAUCAUACGGGGAAAUCCAAGAUACCCAAAAUAUAUUUUGGGACACGCACACACAAGCAGAUUGCUCAGAUUACUAGAGAGCUCCGGAGGACGGCAUACUCAGGGGUCCCAAUGACUAUUCUUUCCAGCAGGGAUCAUACUUGUGUCCAUCCUGAGGUAGUCGGUAACUUCAACAGAAAUGAGAAGUGCAUGGAAUUGCGAGAUGGGAAAAACGGAAAAUCCUGCUAUUUUUAUCAUGGAGUUCAUAAAAUUAGUGAUCAGCACACAUUACAGACUUUCCAAGGGAUGUGCAAAGCCUGGGAUAUAGAAGAACUUGUCAGCCUGGGGAAGAAACUAAAGGCCUGUCCAUAUUACACAGCCCGAGAACUAAUACAAGAUGCUGACAUCAUAUUUUGUCCCUACAACUAUCUUCUAGAUGCACAAAUAAGGGAAAGUAUGGAUUUAAAUCUGAAAGAACAGGUUGUCAUUUUAGAUGAAGCUCAUAACAUCGAGGACUGUGCUCGGGAAUCAGCAAGUUACAGUGUAACAGAAGUUCAGCUUCGGUUUGCUCGGGAUGAACUAGAUAGUAUGGUCAACAAUAAUAUAAGGAAGAAAGAUCAUGAACCCCUACGAGCUGUGUGCUAUAGCCUCAUUAAUUGGUUAGAAGCAAACUCUGAAUAUCUUGUAGAAAGAGAUUAUGAAUCAGCUUGUAAAAUAUGGAGUGGAAAUGAAAUGCUCUUAAACUUACACAAAAUGGGCAUCACCACUGCUACUUUUCCCAUUUUGCAGGGACAUUUUUCUGCUGUUCUUCAAAAAGAGGAAAAAAUCUCACCAAUUUAUGGUAAAGAGGAGGCAAGAGAAGUACCUAUUAUUAGUGCAUCAACUCAAAUAAUGCUUAAAGGACUUUUUAUGGUACUUGACUAUCUUUUUAGGCAAAAUAACAGAUUUGCAGAUGAUUAUAAAAUUGCGAUUCAACAGACUUACUCCUGGACAAAUCAGAUUGAUAUUUCAGACAAAAAUGGGUUGUUGGUUCUACCAAAAAAUAAGAAACGUUCACGACAGAAAACUGCAGUUCAUGUGCUAAACUUUUGGUGCUUAAAUCCAGCUGUGGCCUUUUCAGAUAUUAAUGGCAAAGUUCAGACUAUUGUUUUGACAUCUGGUACAUUAUCACCAAUGAAAUCCUUUUCAUCAGAACUUGGUGUUACAUUUACUAUCCAGCUGGAGGCUAAUCAUGUCAUUAAAGAUUCACAGGUUUGGGUUGGUACCAUUGGGUCAGGCCCCAAGGGUCGGAAUCUCUGUGCUACCUUCCAGAAUACUGAAACAUUUGAGUUCCAAGAUGAAGUGGGAGCACUUUUGUUAUCUGUGUGCCAGACUGUGAGCCAAGGAAUUUUGUGUUUCUUGCCAUCUUACAAGUUAUUAGAAAAAUUAAAAGAACGUUGGCUCUCUACUGGUUUAUGGCAUAAUCUGGAGUUGGUGAAGACAGUCAUUGUAGAACCACAGGGAGGAGAAAAAACGAAUUUUGAUGAAUUACUGCAGGUGUACUAUGACGCAAUCAAAUACAAAGGAGAGAAAGAUGGAGCUCUCCUGGUAGCAGUUUGUCGUGGUAAAGUGAGUGAGGGUCUGGAUUUCUCAGAUGACAAUGCCCGUGCUGUCAUAACAAUAGGAAUUCCUUUUCCAAAUGUGAAAGAUCUACAGGUUGAACUAAAACGACAAUACAAUGACCACCAUUCAAAAUUGAGAGGUCUUCUACCUGGCCGUCAGUGGUAUGAAAUUCAAGCAUACAGGGCCUUAAACCAGGCCCUUGGUAGAUGUAUUCGACACAGAAAUGAUUGGGGAGCUCUUAUUCUAGUGGAUGAUCGCUUUAGGAAUAACCCAAGUCGCUAUAUAUCUGGACUUUCUAAAUGGGUACGGCAGCAGAUUCAGCACCAUUCAACCUUUGAAAGUGCACUGGAGUCCUUAGCUGAAUUUUCCAAAAAGCAUCAAAAAGUUCUUAAUGUAUCCAUAAAGGACAGAACCAAUAUACAGGACAAUGAGUCUACACUUGAAGUGACCUCUUUAAAGUACAGUACCCCACCUUAUUUACUGGAAGCAGCAAGUCAUCUAUCACCAGAAAAUUUUGUGGAAGAUGAAGCAAAGAUGUGUGUCCAGGAACUACAGUGUCCUAAAAUUAUUACCAAAAAUUCACCUCUACCAAGUGGCAUUAUCUCCAGAAAGGAGAAAAAUGAUCCAGUAUUCCUGGAAGAAGCAGGGAAAGCAGAAAAAAUUGUGAUUUCCAGAUCCACAAGCCCAACUUUCAACAAACAAACAAAGAGAGUUAGCUGGUCAAGCUUUAUUUCUUUGGGACAGUAUUUUACUGGUAAAAUACCGAAGGCAACACCUGAGCUCGGGUCAUCAGAGAAUAGUGCCUCUAGUCCUCCCCGUUUCAAAACAGAAAAGAUGGAAAGUAAAACUGUUUUGCCCUUCACUGAUAAAUGUGAAUCCUCAAAUCUGACAGUAAACACAUCGUUUGGAUCAUGUCCUCAAUCAGAAACCAUUAUUUCAUCAUUAAAGAUUGAUGCCACCCUUACUAGAAAAAAUCAUUCUGAACAUCCGCUCUGUUCUGAAGAAGCCCUGGAUCCAGACAUUGAAUUGUCUCUAGUAAGUGAAGAAGAUAAACAGUCCACUUCAAACAGAGAUUUUGAAACAGAAGCAGAAGAUGAAUCUGUCUAUUUUACACCUGAACUUUAUGAUCCUGAAGAUACAGAUGAAGAAAAAAAUGACCUAGCCGAAACUGAUAGAGGAAAUAGAUUGGCUAACAAUUCAGACUGCAUUUUAGCUAAAGAUCUUUUUGAAAUUAGAACUAUAAAAGAAGUAGAUUCAGCCAGAGAAGUGAAAGCUGAGGAUUGCACAGAUACAAAGUUGAAUGGAAUUCUGCAUACUGAAGAAAGUAAAAUUGAUGACAUGGAUGGUAAUGUAAAAACAACUUGGAUAAAUGAACUGGAACUGGGAAAAACUCAUGAAAUAGAAAUAAAGAACUUUAAACCAUCUCCUUCCAAAAAUAAAGGCGUGUUUCCUGGUUUUAAGUAAUAAUACUUAACUCUCAAUCUAAGUAAAAAUAUGUCAUCAUGCUUAUGUUAAACUCUAUUUUCAGUAAUAAUUUGUACAUUGAAUAAGUGGCAUACUUUUUAAAAAACUAUUUUAUGUUCAGAAAUGUAAAUGUUAUUAUUCUUGAGUUUUUGGGUUUUUUUUUUUGAGACAGAGUCUUGGUCUGUUGCCCAGGCUGGAAUGCAGUGGUGUGCUCUUGGCUCACUGCAACCUUCACCUCCAGGUCCAAGCAAUUCUCCUGCCUCAGCCUUCUGAGUAGCUGGGACUACAGGUGUGCACCACCAUGCCCAGCUACUUUUUGUAUUUUUAGGAGAGAUGGGGUUUCACCAUGUUGGCCAGGCUGGUCUCGAACUCCUGGCCUCGUGAUCUGCCCUUCUCUGCCUCCCUAAGUUGCUGGGAUUACAGGUGUGAGCCACUGUGCCUGGCCUAUUCUUGAGUUUUGAUAAAGUAAUUCAUACAAAAUAUUGUCCUCAAAUAAGUCUUCCUUAGCUAAAUGCAAUUUAAGAUUAUUCAAAGAUCCUAGGGCACUUCUAGUUUCACGUAAAUAUUCAUAUUAGGUGUUUCUCUUCAUCCAUUUGUUUUCAUACUGAUACAUAAAAAUUAAUAGCAGUCUAAUCUAGUCACACCUCAGUCAUAUUUCACUAUAGAUUUUACCUCAAAUCAGUCCGAGACUUUUUUAGAGAUCACCAUUUGUCUUGAAAGGUUUAUUUCGUUAUUAAACUGCCUACUUAUAAGUAAUUAAGAGAAAUUAAGAAAGUAGUAUGCGUUUUUAAUUGAAAUUGUUUUACAUUCUUUGUAUAAUAAACCUAAAAUCAAACAUGUCAUAAACAAAUUGAUGUAAAGAUAUAAAAUGCCAAAUGAAGUAUUCUAGAUUUUCUAUUCUAAUUAUUUAUCUUCACCAUCAUUGUGGAAAAAAAUACUAGAUCCUGCUUAGUAUUAUAUAUUUUUCCUAGUGGAUCAGUGAGUAAUAAGUACCAAACACUAGACUAGAAGGUAAUUUCUACAUUGUUUAGAAAGGGUGAAACAAUUUAUCCCCUCUGGUAUUGGUCUAGCAUAAGCUUUAGUUAUACAAUGAUUAAGAUAGAAAACUUCAUAUAUAAAUUUGAUAAGCAAACCCACAUUUAUAGCUGCAGCUAAAAUAUGUUUCCUUAGAGUACAGUAAUCCUUUCUGUGAAUUUUGACCUUGUUUGUGUUUUUAUGAAUGAAGCUAUAUGUCUAAUCAAAAAUGAUUAUAAAAGAUGCUCAUCUCUGACAUCAUUCCAAAAAUACAUUCAUUGAUUUUUUUUAAGAAACAUCUGUUAUUCACUGGGCAUUGGGACUUUCUGUGAGUAAUUUGAAUUGAAAUUUUAUGAGCUAUCCAAGAAUUCUGUAUGGUCUAUUAUUUUCAAGUCAAAAUUUCCAGUAAGGAUUUAUUUUACAUUUCAUUUGGAUAAAUGAAUUAUUAUAUAGGUAUGUCUUUGCUUCCAUUUUGAGACAUUUAGAUUUUUACAGCUUGUUUCUAUAGCAUUUGAUGUUACAACUCUAAGCGUUGUUCAAAGACAUUUAAAUUGACAAUUUACCAGUUAAAGAAUUUAGAAUAUAUUAGAUCCCAUCUAGUAUUAUAUAUUUUUUCUAGUUGAUCAUUGAGCAGUAAGUACCAAAUACUAGAUUAGAAGGUAACUUUUACGUUGUUUUGAAAGGGCGAAACAAUUUAUCUCCUCUGGUAUUAUUCUUAAACCACAGAUAGGGAUAGUAGGGUAGUGAAACGAAUAAAUACCUGGUAAAAGACAAGAGACUUGGGCUCUACACCUGGCUCUGCCACUAAUUUGCUAAGUCAUAUUGGCAAUCACCACACCCUUCGGGGAAUUAGUUUCAUCUGUAAAAUGCAGAGGUUAGUACUAUAAAAUCAUACAAAUUUCUUUGUACUUUAAGAAUCUAUAAAGGAAUGUCUGUUGAUAUUCUGAGUCGAUUUUCAUUUGCUUUUGUUCCAGAACGGUUAAAAUAAAGCAUGUUAUUUCAUUAAAAAAGUAAA
This is a messenger RNA of Symphalangus syndactylus (siamang), 6836 nucleotides long. It is a transcript of the gene BRIP1, whose product is annotated as BRCA1 interacting DNA helicase 1. Gene Ontology annotation, cellular component: nucleus. Gene Ontology annotation, molecular function: DNA helicase activity; ATP binding; DNA binding. The record is from RefSeq and is a predicted model, not a curated record. Gene Ontology annotation, biological process: nucleotide-excision repair; double-strand break repair involved in meiotic recombination. Lineage: Eukaryota; Metazoa; Chordata; Mammalia; Primates; Hylobatidae.